Molecule: messenger RNA, 3490 nt
Organism: Thunnus maccoyii (southern bluefin tuna)
Lineage: Eukaryota; Metazoa; Chordata; Actinopteri; Scombriformes; Scombridae
Product: gamma-crystallin M2-like
Exons: 3
Coding region: 2788-3315 (175 amino acids)
Biological process (GO): lens development in camera-type eye; visual perception
Molecular function (GO): structural constituent of eye lens
Source: RefSeq, a predicted model, not a curated record
AUUUCAUUUGCAGUGAAUCUCAAAUUGUUACAGUGUUAAAAACAUAAAGAAAUGUUAUCAGCUCUCUGUUUUAGUCCAAAAUGUUUGCUAGCAGGCAGGGCCAGCCCAAGCCUUUAUGGGGCCCUGAGCAGAAUUUGAUUUGGGGGCCCCCAAUCACCUCGGCACCUCCAAAAUUGUUGACUAUUGUCAAUGCUUGAUCAUUUGCAUGCUUACUAUAAAUCCAACACACCCAUUAUCAAUUUUAUUAGUUGUAGCUGUGUUGCUUACAUCAUACCAAUGUCAGCCUGGCAUGUUUUUACCCCUCUAUGGUUUUUAAUUUUAAAAGGUAGCAAACUCACAAGAGUGGUCUGGUGAUGAUUUGCACUUUAAUAUUAUUCAAAGUGAUACAGUACUAUGUGGCAUACUGAACAUGGUGUACUGAAAAGUAACAAAACAAAUCAGCAGAUAAUGCAUUUACUGUAAACAAGUUAACCACUUUAAUUACUUUUUGGUUUAAAGAAUUGCAACAUGCAAAAGUGCAGAACAACAGUCAACUACAUUUAGAAUCAAAUAGCUUUGUUAAACAGAACCUCAAUCAGUAAAGUUUCCUUCUUGUAUAAAAAAAUAUAUUCAAAUGUACAGACAAUAUUAAAUAAAUACUUAAAUAAUGACAUAAAAUGAAGAGAGGAACCUGUAACAAGAUAACAAUCAUGGUUCAAGAAUAAAAUAUAAAGCUGCAUAAUUAUUUUUGAACACUAUGUACAGAUGUGCAAAAGGUACAGAAAAAUGAGAAAAAAAUCCAAAAUAAACUACUUAAAUUCAGAUAUUUUUUAUGAUGAAAGCUCCAACCAACAAAUUGUCAAUUUCAAUCAUACAGUUGACUGUAUAAACCUAUAGUUUUCAUUGGCCAGCCCGUUAGCAUCAUGUUGCGUUUUUGUAUGAUUAUCACUGACAUAAUAUAUCACAAAGAAAGAAGAUUUCAGGCUGUCUUGUGGGACAUCUCAAGCGCUCUUGGGGGCCCUCUGGUGGCGACUGGGGUCCCAAGUAGGCGUUUGGUUGACUUAUGCAACGGACCGGUCCUGCCAGGAGGAUUUGAACCACUUGCUCUUUGGCAAACCAGCUACUAGAUUACAAGGACAGAUAUAGUUAGGAGAAAAGAUAAAAGGAAAGAUUUUAUAGGUUAAUUUCUUCACUGUCUUUAAUUUGAUACCUCAGCUGAAAGCAGCGAAGGCUUGACACAGUCCACAAUGGUGAAUAUCAUUUUGGUGAUUUGCAGCAAGCCCCCAAAUGUUAAAAAACAAUAAAUUAUUAUAAAAGCAUGACACAGUCAAUAUAUCCAAACAGAACAUCAAGUAGAGUGCACUGCACACAGUAUAUUGUAGUUUUUUUAAUGAUCCAUAAGUGAUUAGGUCUGUUUUAUUUGUAUUCUGAAUUAGAAAGACAGUUAGAGAAUAUAUUGAAAACUCCCCAUUCACCUCUUAGUUUGAACCUGUUAUAAUAAGUAUGUUGUGCUUUUCAAACUACUAGUGAUAUGUGGAAUCUAUAAACUGGAUCAAAUUUGUACAAGAAGCAAUAAUCCUUUGUUGACAAAACAUGAAAGUCAGUGCGUUCAUUGGCAGACAACAUUUACCGAGCUCCUCUUGACCUUCAGAAGUCUAUGGGAAAGAUGUUUGUUGAUGGGUAAAAGGGCUCAAACGUUUGUGCAAAAUUUAAUACCACCUGAUGGUGGUAUUAAAGGGAAUUGUUGUAAAUGUGCACACAGUAUACUGUAAGUUCAAAAGAGUCUUUUGAUCAUGCUUAGGGAGAUGCAGAGACAAGAUUAUUUUCGCAUCAGCCAUCAGAGGUAUUUCAAAGUUCAUUCAUUAUCGUUAAGAUUGCAACAACUUUGUGGGAGAGGAAGAAAAGAAAUAAUAAAAUAUUUCCUCACAAAACUAAGAAUAUAAAGCAGUUUGUGUGUAAUUAAAAUUUGAAAAUUUUGUUGUGACAUAGAAAACAGUUCACAAUUACAGGCCUGAGUGUGAGCUGGAUUUUUGACUCUAUCACCCUAAAAUAUUACCUGCUUUUCUCGAACUGACCUCUAUUAACACAGUAAAAAUGAAGAAAAAUGAACAAAGUGUAUUAAAAAAACAAAAAACAAAGCACCUUUGACGCAAAUCAGAAAUGACCUGGAAUGGCUACGUACAGUGUGUUGACCAAAUUUGUCGGUCUCCUGGAAGUUUGUCCAAAAUUGCUGAAGCUAUAAUAAAGAAGCUUUUAUACCACAGAGGAACUGCUUUCACUAUAUUAUAAAGUCAUAUUUCUUAUAUGAAAAAACUCCAUUGAAUGCUUUUUAACAAAUCUAGAAAGUAAACAUUUUAUUCUGCAGAGAGUGAUUCCAACAGAUAUUAACAUUUCAAACAAUGUAAAAUAAACCAUGUAUAUAACGUUUUGCCAUUGGAGUUCUUUCAUAUUCCACCUCUUUGUAUAAAUUUCUAGUGACAGUGGUUAAAUGUCAGAAAUAUUUCCAGUCAGAUAUUUCAGAGCAUUUGCAGCUGUCAAUAAAAUACAGGAGGUAUUAUUUAACAUUGCUGUAUCAGUGUCCAGAGCUCUGCUCUGAGGACACCGCUGCCUUCACUGUUCCAGCAUGUGUUUGAUACAGAGUCAUCAUCAGACUGGAACAAAGGCAAAUCAAACAGCACCAUGCCAUUUUGCUGAUAUGUAAAUCUACCUCAUUUGGGUAUCAAAGACUUGCCACACUCUGCACAUUUUGUUUAUCGAUAAAUACUUUGAUGGGGCUGCAGCAAAGAAUGAGUUUUACAGGGCAUCCAAAUGGGGAAGAUAACAUUUUUUGAGGAGAAAAAAUUCCAGGGCCGCUGCUACAAUUGCAGCAGCGACUGCGCCGACCUGAACACAUAUUUCAGCCGCUGCAACUCCAUCCGGGUGGAGAGCGGUGUGUGGGUGAUCUAUGAGAGACCCAACUACAAGGGUUUCCAGUACAUCCUCAGUCCUGGGGAAUAUGCCGACAACCAGCAGUGGAUGGCCUUCAGUGACAGCGUCAAAUCCUGCCGCACCAUAAAGAAUGUUUAUGGCAGCGCGUGGAAGCUGAGGCUGUACGAGAGGCCAGACUUUGGAGGGCAGAUGGUCGAGUGCUCUGACGACUGUCCUUCAGUGUACGAUACUUACAAGCUGCGUGAGGCUUACUCCUGUGUGGUGACCGAUGGCGCCUGGGUGUUCUACGACCUGCCCAACUACAGGGGGCACCAGUACCUCCUAGAGCGGGGCGAGUACAGGCAGCACGGCGACUGGGGGGCGUCCUCACCUGGUGUCGGCUCCUUCCGCAGGAUCACAGAGUUUUAACUCUUAGCUUUGACCAGAAAUUGAUUGAGCUUUCCAGAUGCCCAAACUGAUAUGAAACAAUAAAUAAACAAGAAGCAAACUCUGACUGUGUUAUUGUGGAUUUUCUGUUAAUAUGUCUCAUGGUUGACCAGUUAGUUUGGAAGACUAUAGCAGCAGUGGUAGCUAAUAAGGCUAA